Cucumis sativus (cucumber) is the source of this 1502-nucleotide messenger RNA. Its product is annotated as palmitoyl-monogalactosyldiacylglycerol delta-7 desaturase, chloroplastic. NCBI's taxonomy places the organism in Eukaryota, Viridiplantae, Streptophyta, Magnoliopsida, Cucurbitales, Cucurbitaceae. Gene Ontology annotation, biological process: lipid metabolic process. Bases 97 to 1146 code for a protein of 349 amino acids. The record is from RefSeq and is a predicted model, not a curated record. The transcript has 4 exons. Gene Ontology annotation, cellular component: endoplasmic reticulum membrane. Gene Ontology annotation, molecular function: oxidoreductase activity, acting on paired donors, with oxidation of a pair of donors resulting in the reduction of molecular oxygen to two molecules of water.
CAUGAAAAUUAAACCUAGCAUCUGAGUUGAGACAUCGGUGCUUUCAAAACCUCCCAUACUACUGUUUAUCUUUGUUCUUAUUUUAAUUUUCCAUUAAUGUCCCUUAGUCCUCAAAUGGAGGCCACAAGAAAAGAGCUGGAAGAUAAAAAUAAUGAUCACAAGGCUAUGACGGUAGAAGGCAAAGCUCGAGUUAGGCCUCGAAGAAGAAGGCCGCUUUUUCGAAGAAAAUGGACACUUUUAGACAGACGCUCUUUUGGUGGUGUUAUGGCUAUGCAUUUGCUUAGUCUCUUGGCACCAUUUUAUUUCACAUGGCCAGCCUUCUGGCUUGCUGUUGUACUCUACAUUCUCACAGGCUUGUUCGGCGUGACGCUCUCAUACCACAGACAACUCUCGCACAAAAGUUUCAAACUUCCCAAAUGGCUCGAAUACACAUUUGCAUAUAUGGGAGUUCAUGCUCUUCAAGGCGAUCCAAUCGAUUGGGCGAGCACACAUAGAAUUCAUCAUCAGUUUGUUGAUACGGAAAGAGAUCCACAUAGCCCAUCAGUAGAAGGGUUUUUCUUUGGACAUAUUGCUUGGAUAUUUGAUUCAUAUGGUUUGACAGAAAAAGUUAAUCCAAAAUAUGUUGAAAGUUUUAAGGAAAGAGAUGAAAAAAGAAAGACAUUUAGCAAUAUUUUUGUGGGAUAUUUGAAGUAUGGAAGACCUAAAAAUGUUGAGGAUUUACAAAAGCAAGCCUUUUAUAGGUUUAUUCGAAGCACAUACAUUCUUCAUCAUUUUGGCCUUGCAAUUAUUCUCUAUGUUGUUGGAGGCCUUCCCUUUCUCGUUUGGGGAAUGGGUGUAAGAAUUGUAUGCUUUCAACAUGUCACUUUCUUCCUAAACUCUGCAGGCCACUUGUGGGGAAGCCAACAGUGGAACACUGGGGAUCAGUCCAGAAAUAAUUGGAUGGUGGCAUUGUUUAUGUUUGGAGAAGGAUGGCACAAUAACCAUCAUGCAUUUGAGUAUUCAGCUCGACAUGGCCUAGAAUGGUGGCAGUUCGACGUAACUUGGUGGAUCAUUUUGUUUCUUGAAGCAAUAGGGUUAGCCACUGAUGUGAAGUUGCCCUCUCGAAAUCACAUGCAAAAGUUGGCCAUUCAACCUAAGAUCGAGUAAAUAAUAGUAAAACAUGGUUGAGAAAUGAUUUUUUUAAAGGUUUAAAGGAUACCAAGUUUAAACCUUUAAAAAGCUGUCAUUUCAAACAAAAUACUCUCUCUUUCAACUUUUCUUUAAUUUCUUCAACUUCUGUAAUUGUGGUGUGGUGUGGUAUGAGUCAAUUCCCUUUAAUUUGUUUGAUAUUGAACACUUCUAAUUUUAUGUUCUUGAAUUAUUUGAAAUGUAGAGAGCAAAAAAGAAAAUUGGAAAUUGUCUAUACUUUUGACCAUUUCAUUCAAGAGAGAGAAACUUAAGAGUGUGUGAAUUAUUUGUAAGUGUUUCAAAAUAAUUUAAUAUAGUGUUGUUUUCAGCUUCUA